Molecule: messenger RNA, 1860 nt
Organism: Maudiozyma saulgeensis
Lineage: Eukaryota; Fungi; Ascomycota; Saccharomycetes; Saccharomycetales; Saccharomycetaceae
Source: the annotation of a GenBank genome assembly
AUGAAAAAUCCUCUAAGUAAAGAGUACUGGACUGAAGUCGUUGACGGCUUUAGACCAGCUGAGACUGGAAACGGAACAAGGAACAAUAACGACAGUAGUAGCGAAAUGGAACUAACUACAGAACCUACCACAUCCGAUAUACCUGUUGGUGAGGGUAGCGCAUUUUCCCAGACUGAAAAGAAACUUUCUGCAACAACAACAUCGCAUCUACUGCAAGGUGACUCGAAGGAUGGUCUACGCUUAACACAAACUACUAACGAUAUAACGUCUACUACAUCCCAAGAAAAACUGCAAGAUGUUGCAAUGAACAAAGAUUUAGACGUCCGUCACUUGAUUACACUAGCUGUUGGUGGUGCGAUUGGUACGGGUUUAUUCGUUAACUCGGGUGCCUCAUUGACUACCGGUGGUCCAGCCUCAUUAGUUAUUGGGUGGAUUAUUGUCUCUACAUGUCUUUUCACUGUUAUCAAUGCCCUUGGUGAACUUGCUGCUGCAUUUCCUAUUGUUGGUGGUUUCAAUGUGUACAUCACAAGGUUUGUUGAUCCUGCACUAGGGUUUUCUAUCAAUAUCAAUUAUCUAGCUCAAUGGUUAGUUCUGUUACCAUUAGAACUUGUUGCCGCUUCAAUUACUAUCAGAUAUUGGAAUGAAGAAAUUAAUUCUGAUGCGUGGGUUGCAAUCUUUUACACUGUUAUUGGUUUAGCCAACAUGUUAGAUGUGAAAUCUUUUGGCGAAACUGAAUUUGUAUUGUCUAUGGUGAAGAUUCUUGCCAUUAUCGGGUUUACCAUCCUUGGGAUUGUAUUGACUUGCGGUGGUGGUCCAAAAGGUGGUUUUCUAGGUGGUAAAUACUGGCACAACCCAGGGGCCUUUGUAGGAAGCACGUCUGGCUCAAAGUUCAAAGGUUUAUGUUCAGUAUUUGUUACUGCUGCGUUUUCUUAUUCUGGUAUUGAAAUGACAGCUGUAUCUGCUGCAGAAUCUAAAAACCCAAGAGAAACAAUUCCAAAAGCUGCAAAAAGAACUUUUUGGUUGAUCACUGCAUCUUAUGUGACUAUUUUAACACUUGUUGGUUGCUUGGUUCCAUAUAAUGAUCCAAGAUUAUUGAAAGGUACUUCUUCUGUUGAUGCUGCCUCAUCACCUUUAGUCAUUGCAAUCGAGAAUGGUGGUAUCAAGGGUCUACCAUCCUUAAUGAAUGCCAUUAUUUUAAUUGCUAUUAUCUCAGUCGCAAACAGUUCCGUCUAUGCUUGCUCCAGAUGUAUGGUAGCUAUGUCACACAUUGGCAACAUUCCUAAAAUGUUCAGUCGUGUUGAUAGAAAGGGUAGACCAUUGAAUGCAAUUUUAGCAACUUUAUUUUUCGGUUUAUUAUCCUUUAUUGCUGCUAGUGACAAACAGGAAGAAGUUUUCACAUGGUUAAGUGCUUUGUCAGGUCUAUCUACGAUUUUCUGUUGGAUGGCAAUUAACUUAUCCCAUAUUAGAUUUAGACAAGCCAUGGUUGCGCAAAAUAUAUCCUUAGAUGAACUUCCUUUCAUUUCACAAACCGGUGUAUGGGGUUCAUGGUAUGGUUUUAUAGUUCUUUUCCUUGUCUUGAUAGCAUCAUUUUGGACUUCUUUGUUCCCUGUUGGUGGUUCUGGAGCAGAUGCCGAAUCGUUCUUUGAAGGUUACUUAUCAUUUCCUAUCUUAUUAGCUUGUUACUUCGGUCACAAACUGUGGUUCAAAAGAAAACAACUCAUGGUAAACCUUGAUGAGAUGGAUUUAGUCUCAAACAGAAGACCGGUCGAUCUUGAAUUGCGUCGUCGUGAAAUGGCGCUAGAGAAGGAAGCAUUAGCUAAACGUUCCAUUUGGUUUAAAUUCGUCCAUAUCUGGUGUUAA